Molecule: messenger RNA, 4947 nt
Organism: Perca flavescens (yellow perch)
Lineage: Eukaryota; Metazoa; Chordata; Actinopteri; Perciformes; Percidae
Gene: klhdc3l
Product: kelch domain containing 3-like
Exons: 8
Coding region: 3376-4713 (445 amino acids)
Cellular component (GO): Golgi apparatus; cytoplasm
Molecular function (GO): protein binding; chromatin binding
Source: RefSeq, a predicted model, not a curated record
UAAUAAUAAUAAUAAUAAAACUUUAUUACGGACUCAGGACCCCAAAAAAAUUACAGCACAACCCGUACAACACUUAAUACAAGAAUAAUCCCAGAGGCAUAUAAUACAAUUUCAUAAUAUAACAUUUCUUUUAUAUAUAUAUAUACACACACACACACACACACACACAUCAUCUAUACUCUAUAUAAAAAAUAAUUUGUGCCAGUGUCUCCAUAUCUGAGACAACAAACAGUACUGACUCUGAUAUUGGAUAUGACCAAGAUAAUCUCAUUCAUAGAACACAAGAUUUCUCACUGCAGCGUGAAGUGUAUUAACUUGUGCAGACACAAACAUCUCACUAGCACUACACCAUCUAGGCCUUUUAAGUAGUAUUCACAAAGCAUCAUUAUACACUACCUGUAAUCUUUUCAUGCUUCCCUUCUUGUAAUUAACCCACAAGUGGGCAGUAUACAGAGGUGUACAAUACGAUUUAAUCAACAACAUUUUAACAGCAUCAGAACAGAAAGAAUAUUUAUUGCAGAUAUCCGUAAGUCAAAUCUUCCUAGUCAAAAAGAACAUGUCAGAUAUCCACAGUGGCAUUGUUCCUAGGACAAAUGACGUCACUUUUUGAUGGACCCUAUGGAACCUUAAUUCGUAAAAAAAAUAUGUAUAGUAGUGAACAGGGAAACACAUAAUGUUUUGAUUCCGUUUGAAUAUACAUAUAAUGUUUGUCAAAUUAACAUAUAGGCUAUUUUUCCAAGUCAAGAAAGUCACAGACAAAUGGUAAAUGUACUCUAUAAUGUAUUUACAGACAAGAGUGUGGAUUGAUUAAAGGGUCUGCCGUACACGCGACCAUGACGCUGGUGAUCUGAUUGAGGUGUUCUGUCCGGUUACUGUCAAAGUCUGUUGACAUUUCCUUCUGGAUCAAUCAGUCUUUAGACACUGCCAGAGCUGUUUAGUGUUUACUGUAUGUCUGUCUUCUUCAACUUUCUCAAUUUCUCUGUCAUUUGGCUUUUUGUGUCUUUUAACCUCUCUUGCUUCUUCUGCACCGUGUUCUUCUCCUUUUUGUUUCUUUACUAAGGACUUAAAUAAAAAACAACCAAUCACACAUUUCGGUCACUCAAAAAAUAUUAAAAUCUUCCGUGAUGGUUUCUGACUUUAUUUGCCACAACUGAUAAAUUAACUGGUCUGCUAAACAUGGCAACGGUCUGUUAUACACAAUUAACAGCCCCCAGAAUGAUGCAAUUAAUCAGAAGUCAUGCUAUUUUUGUAUAUAAAAGAAAAUGCUAUACAGUUUUCAGGGAUAUUUUCAGUGUUAGUUGUACUGACCAUAUUGCUCUUUAUACAAGUAACAAUCAGGUGUUUGGACAGGGCACAGUUUGCUCAUGUGACAGUUUGAUAAAAUGUAGUAGAGGAGCCACGAUGUUGUCAAGGUGAAGAGACAGGGAGAACUCUGCAGCAGCUUAUGGCUCGUGUGAUACUGGAAAAGCUCAAUUUACCUCCUCAGUCAUAGAUAUUGCAGUGUGUAAAAAUACUGUGUCAACCAACCAGACUUAGGUCCUUGUUAGUGUUACAUUGCCAGACCACAGCGCUGCAGAGGAAGGUCUGGCUAGUCCACACAGCAUUCCUGGAUGGGAGAAAAACGUGCUCUGGUUUAUUGGCAUUUCUUGAAACCAAUCACAAUCCUCUUGGGCGGGGCUUAGCACCAAACGCAGCAACGGUGCGUCUGCAAAAUUGCCUCGGGAAGGAACUUGUUUUGGUGGAACAUGUGCACGUAGGGAGGCCAGCUCUGGAAUUAAAAUGGCUGUCGAGUGUUUUUUUUUGCAGUCAAAUGCAGCAAAAGAGCAUCUGUCUUUCAUCACUGUGUUUUAGUAAGGGAUGUUUUUUUUUUUUUUUUUAUAUAUUUUACAGCUGCAACAAUCAGUGGAUUAACUAAUCAGUCGAUUGAGAGAAAAUUAACCAGAAACUUUUUAUUGAUAUAAUAAUCAAUUGAUUGUUUAAGACAUUGAUCAAGCAAAAGCACCAAACAUUUGAUGCUUCCAGCCUCUCAGACGUUAGGACUUGCUGUUUGUCCUAGUUGUAACAAAGUAGCAAACGGAAACUCUUUGAGUUGUAGACUGUUGGUUGGACAGAACAAGCGUUUAAUGACAUCAACAGCAUGUUUUACUAUUUUCAUAGUCACAUUUUAUAGAUCAAAUAAUUAAUCCAAAAAAUACAAUGUGUACGUGUUGCGUCAUGCACUCCUGCCCCAUCAGGGCCAUAGAUCAAAUAACAUCCACAGUCUUUAAUAUAUUUAAUGUUUUUCCAAGAAGAAAUGGGGUGAUUUAUUUCUGUGUGAUCUAGUUUGUAAUUCUUCUUCUUUUUAGUUUCUCUCAAUACUUAAACACUGAAGUGAAAAACAGAAAGUGACAUUUUGAGUGAUGCACAACCAGUGAUAUUAACUUCUCUUCAGGAACAUUGUAUCCACAACUAAUAAUGUCACAUCAUUAUUUCACUUAAUUUAGAACAUCCACUGUAGUUAAGAUUAGUCUUAGUUGUAGGAGCCAUACAUUGGGUUUGAUUAGUCUUUUAUGAUCUUUCCUCUUUUUUGCGCUGUUGUGUAUGUGCACGCGCUUAGUGACGUUGUUGGUUACUGUGGGUGUCACCGGGGGGUGUGGUGACUGUAUUAGUGUGUGUGUGUGUUCACGUGGAGGGGUUCGCCAGGUGUUGGGAUGAUGGCUGCAGGGUGAGCACGUGGAGAAACCUUCUGUUGACCGUCACCAUUGUCAUCUUCUGUUACUGCACCGUCUGAGGUAUCUUUGCACAGCUUAUUAAAAUGCAUCAAUUCAAGUAAGUGCUGUUUCUUGCUAAGCUUGUGAAAUGGAUCAAUAAAGACAUCCCAUCAAGUGCAAUGGUUCAGCGUGACGCGUCUUCAGUGUAAACCCAUAUGUCUUAGCCUGCUGCGACGUUUGGAUUAGUUUCUAAGUUUAUAUGCCGCAAUAUUAAUGUUGGCUCAAAAGUGUUUUGAAAUACAACCCGAAAAUGAAUAAUGAUGACUGUGUGGUUAAAGGGAGCCAACUGCAUUAGAACAUUUGCCACUAGAGAGCUUCUCCCCCCGAGCCACGCUUCACAGUCUUCUAUGGCAGUGUGUUUCUCCCCUCACACCAGGGCCUAUGGGUCUAUAGCAGUCCCGGCUGAACACCAAUUAUAGGAGCCAAGCUCUCUACAACCAUAACAGGUAACACUGUCCUAUACUGUAUGUGACACACAAUGGCUUGCCAUGCCAUAUGGCAGCCUUCAUUGUAGGAGGCUACAGCAGCUGGAAUAACAGAUCAUCGUUUUCUUCUAUUCCUGUUCUGAGAUCCAUAACGUCGACUCGCAAGGCACCUGACGAAAAUGGUCCAGUGAGAGCGGACGAUGCCAGCUAUGAGUCACAGUAGUCCUUGCCUGUGGACCCGGCUCCUCCAGGGCAGCCAGGCCCCAUGUGACCGCUACAAACACGCCUGCUGCAGCUACGGUGGACAUGUCUACAUCCUGGGAGGGAGAGACAGCAGCUCUCUGAGGGACUUCUGGAGGUACAGUGUGGUUUGUGACGAGUGGACCGAGUUAAACUGCACCAGUGACGCUGCACCAGAAGAACUGGAGGGACAUUCUAUGAUGGCUCAUGAGGGCUUCCUGUACGUGUUUGGAGGCAUGCUGGAUUCUGCGUACACCGAGCAGAGAUGUCCCCUCUGGGUAUUUGACAUCGCGAAGCAGAAGUGGGUGCCUUGCCAGGGAAAGACCAGCUCCCCUCAGAGUCGAAUGCCAACCAACAGAAAAGGACACAGUGCUGUGGUGCUCGGCUCUGCCAUGCUGGUGUAUGGAGGGUUAGUGGACAUCAAAGGAUCCUCGCAGGACUUUUGGAGUUUGGAUUUUGAUUCCAUGGCUUGGUCGCAGCUGAAUGGUUCCCAGCAGCAGGGCCCAUUAGGCCCCGGCCCCAGACACAGCCACUCAGCGGUGGGCAGCCACAGCUGCAUGUACCUGUUCGGGGGCCUGAAAGGCUUACGGGAGCAGAGGGACUUCUGGAAAUGGAAUUCCACCAGCAACAUGUGGAGUUCCCUCAAAAACAAGGCCGGUCCCUCCAGACUGAUGGGCCACUCAGCCGUGGCCUACCAGGACAGUAUGCUUCUUUAUGGGGGAGGUGAGAGCCAGAACUCUCCACAGCACUACCUGUGGAGGUACCACUUCAGCACUCAGACCUGGGAGCAGGUUGCCACGCUCCCUGGCUCCAACCCCCCAGGGAAGAUCCACCACUGCUGCGUUGGGCUGGGUCCCAGCUACAAGUCCAAAACCAGCAGCCCCUGCUCCAGCUCAGCACAACCCAGGCUACUGGAGGGGAAACUAAGGCUCUUCAAGAACAAGUGCUUCCCUGCCCCACUCACCUUUCUAGGAUCAGAGGGAGCUAUAGAGCUGGAGACGUUCAGCCCGGACAGAUGCUACGGUAGCAAAACUCUCACACAAUCUUCCCAACUAUUCAACAGCAAAGAGGGCGUAAUGGGGAAAGAUGCCCAGCAGAUUGGAAACUGUUUGACUUUUGAAAACAAGGCUUUUAGGAAACAGUGGGUCUGCAGAGGAGCUAACCCGCUGGACGAGGAGGAGGAGGAGGAUGAAGAUGAUGCCGCGCAUCUGCCUGAUCUGCUGCUGGUGCUGGGUGGGAAACCGUGCACCACACACAGCCCUAUCUCCAUAUGGCAAAUGACUCUAACGGACUCAUAGCAGCUUUUGAAGAACGCUUUUGUUAGAACAUUAACGCGUUCUCUAUAUGAGAAAUAUGAAGAAAAUAAACACUGGUGUUAUAUUAUCACUUUUGUUUUGUUAAAUCUUAUAUGUUGAAAGGGUUUACUGACAUGCUCUGAACAAGAGAAUAACUCUUUCUACUUUUGUUGUGAGUUUUUAAUUUUAAUUUCAUUUCAUUUUUGCAGAAGUCAAAUAAAUUAUCAGAAAAUGCCA